Hibiscus syriacus is the source of this 1567-nucleotide messenger RNA. RefSeq names its product alkane hydroxylase MAH1-like. Lineage: Eukaryota; Viridiplantae; Streptophyta; Magnoliopsida; Malvales; Malvaceae. Gene Ontology annotation, molecular function: iron ion binding; heme binding; monooxygenase activity. Bases 112 to 1524 code for a protein of 470 amino acids. The transcript has a single exon. The record is from RefSeq and is a predicted model, not a curated record.
AAAGUUAAGCUACCUUAUUGAAUGUCCUAUCAGUCUAUUUACAGCUUUACCAUUGAAACCCGAGUAUAAAUACUGCUCAAAAUCAUGUUUGAAAUACAACAGUAGAAUAAUAUGGAUGCCUUUACUUGCAGUAUUCUCAUCUCAAUCUUAGCUUCUAUUACUAUAACAAUCCUCUUUUUUGCUUCUAAAUCCUCUUUUUCGAUAUUUUUUUCGAACCUGGAAGAAUCUCUUCACGAUAGAAUGGCUGAAAUCCUCGAACGAAGCGAGAGUACGAUUCACUUCCAUCAAUAUUCAUGGCUCACGGGCGCCAAAAUCCUGAUCACCAGUGACCCUGCGAAUGUGCGCCAUGUGAUGAGCACAAACUUUGCCAAUUACCCCAAAGGGUCUAAAUGGAGGGAGCAUAUGGAUGUUUUGGGGGAGACCCUUUUCAGUGCUGAUAUGGAAGAGUGGGAACAUGAAAGAAAACUUGCUCGUUGUUUCCUUAGUCACCACAAAUUCCAUGAUGCCAUGACUGAGAUUGUUUGGGACAGAAUACAGACGGGCCUCGUCCCUGUCCUUCGACAUAUUUCCGAACAGGCUUUAGUCGUCGACCUUCAAGAUUUGUUCCAAAAACACAUCCUGGACAUAGCUUGGAUUAUGUCCAUCGGCUACAAUCCCAACUCUCUGAGCACCGAAUCUCGAAAAGACAUGAUCUCCCAGGCUUUCGAAGAUUUCUGUGAAGCGGCAUUUACUCGUUUUUCAAUGCCCCAUAAUCUGUGGAAGUUACAUAGGUGGCUGGGAAUCGGCAAAGAAAAGAAACUUAAACAUGCUCGGGAAACCAUUGAUCAUGUCUUUGCAGAUUGCAUCUCUAAGAGAGACGAGGAUGGCUUCAAUUGCCAAGCCUUUUAUCACCGGACCUUCGGAUCAGCCACUACACGUAAAGGCAUGAGGGACAACGUUGUCAGUCUCAUAUUUGCCACGCAAGACACAACUAGUUCGGUUCUCACCUGGUUCUUCUAUAGUGUCGCCAAGCAUCCUUACGUUGAAGCUAAAAUCAGAGAUGAAAUAUCUGAAAGCAGCCCGCAAGAAUUGAAUAAAUUAGUUUACCUACAUGCAGCACUAUGUGAAACGUUGAGACUGUACCCACCAGGACCACUGCUGUCGAGAACAGCUGUCGAAGCAGACACACUCCCGAGCGGCCAUAGAAUCGAGCGAGGCACGACUGUUGUGAUUGCAGUACACGCCAUGGGAAGGAUGAGAUCAGUCUGGGGAGACGAUUUCCAUGAAUUCAAGCCGGAGAGAUGGAUCACCGAGCAUGGAGAGAUCAAACGCGUGCCACAUUACCAGUUUACGGCAUUCAGUGCAGGGCCGAGGAUUUGUCUAGGGAAGGAAUUAGCUUUCACGAUGAUGAAGGCGACCGCGGCAACGAUGAUAUAUAACUACGACAUUCAGAUUCUGAAGGAACACCCUGCUGAGCCGAAGAACAGCGUCGUCUUCCACAUGAAGCAUGGACUCAUGGCUAGAAUCAAUAACAGAUGGACUUGAUGAUUCCUUGCAUGCUGCUCAUCUCUAUCUAUUGUUUAUUUGC